Messenger RNA from Grammomys surdaster, 2562 nucleotides. It is a transcript of the gene Mlh1, whose product is annotated as mutL homolog 1. The transcript is spliced from 19 exons. The coding region runs from base 84 to 2363 and encodes 759 amino acids. Gene Ontology annotation, cellular component: MutLalpha complex. Gene Ontology annotation, molecular function: ATP-dependent DNA damage sensor activity; mismatched DNA binding; ATP hydrolysis activity. Gene Ontology annotation, biological process: mismatch repair. The record is from RefSeq and is a predicted model, not a curated record. Lineage: Eukaryota; Metazoa; Chordata; Mammalia; Rodentia; Muridae.
GGAGGGCGUUCGGCCGAAGCUGAAGGAAGAAUUUGUGCGUGAGGAGCCGAAGUGAUUGGCUGAAGGUGAACUCGGGCGCCAACAUGGCGUUUGUAGCGGGAGUUAUUCGGCGUCUGGACGAGACGGUAGUGAAUCGCAUAGCGGCGGGGGAAGUCAUCCAGCGGCCGGCCAAUGCUAUCAAAGAGAUGAUUGAAAACUGUUUAGAUGCAAAAUCUACAAAUAUUCAAGUGAUUGUUAAAGAAGGAGGCCUGAAGCUAAUUCAGAUCCAAGACAAUGGCACUGGAAUCAGGAAGGAAGAUCUGGAUAUUGUGUGUGAGAGGUUCACUACAAGUAAACUGCAGACUUUUGAGGACUUAGCCAGUAUUUCUACCUAUGGCUUCCGUGGUGAGGCUUUGGCAAGCAUAAGCCAUGUGGCCCAUGUCACUAUUACAACCAAAACAGCUGAUGGAAAAUGUGCAUACAGAGCAAGUUACUCAGAUGGAAAGCUGCAAGCACCUCCUAAACCAUGUGCAGGCAACCAGGGUACCCUGAUCACGGUGGAAGACCUUUUUUACAAUAUAAUCACAAGGAGGAAAGCUUUAAAAAAUCCAAAUGAAGAGUACGGGAAAAUUUUGGAAGUUGUUGGCAGGUAUUCAAUACACAACUCAGGCAUUAGUUUCUCAGUAAAAAAACAAGGUGAGACAGUGUCUGAUGUCCGAACAUUACCCAAUGCCACAACUGUGGACAACAUUCGCUCCAUCUUUGGAAAUGCUGUUAGUCGAGAACUGAUAGAAGUUGGGUGUGAGGAUAAAACCCUAGCUUUCAAAAUGAAUGGCUAUAUAUCGAAUGCAAACUACUCAGUGAAGAAGUGCAUUUUCCUACUCUUCAUCAACCACCGUCUGGUAGAAUCAGCUGCCUUGAGAAAAGCCAUAGAAACUGUGUAUGCAGCAUAUUUGCCCAAAAACACACACCCAUUCCUGUACCUCAGUUUGGAAAUCAGUCCUCAGAAUGUGGAUGUCAAUGUGCACCCCACCAAGCAUGAAGUUCACUUUCUUCAUGAGGAGAGCAUUCUGGAGCGUGUGCAGCAGCAUAUUGAGAGCAAGCUACUGGGCUCCAAUUCGUCCAGGAUGUAUUUCACCCAGACCUUGCUUCCAGGACUUGCAGGACCCUCUGGUGAGACAGUAAAACCCAUGACAGGUGUGGCUUCCUCAUCUACGAGUGGAAGUGGUGACAAGGUCUACGCUUACCAGAUGGUCCGUACAGACUCCCGGGACCAGAAGCUUGAUGCCUUUCUGCAGCCUGUAAGCAGGCUUCUGCCCAGCCAGCCCCAGGACCCUGUCCAAGGGGACAAGACAGAAGACUCUCCUGAAAAAGCCAUGCAGAAGGAUGAGGAGAUGUCUGAGCUCCCAGGCCCCGCUGAAGCAGCUGCUGAGAGGGAGAAUUUGGAGAGGGAAUCAGUAACAGAGACUUCAGAAGCGGCAGCACAGAAAGCGGCACCCACUUCCAGUCCAGGCAUCUCCAGAAAGAGACAUCGGGAGGACUCCGAUGUGGAGAUGCUGGAAGAUGAUUCCCAGAAGGAAAUGACAGCUGCUUGCUACCCUCGGAGGAGGAUAAUUAACCUCACCAGUGUUUUGAGUCUCCAGGAAGAAAUUAAUGAGCGGGGCCAUGAGACUCUCCGGGAGAUGCUCCGUAACCAUUCCUUUGUGGGCUGUGUGAAUCCUCAGUGGGCCUUGGCACAGCACCAGACCAAGCUGUACCUCCUCAACACUACCAAGCUCAGUGAAGAGCUGUUCUACCAGAUACUCAUUUAUGAUUUUGCCAACUUUGGUGUUCUGAGGUUGUCGGAACCAGCACCACUCUUUGAGCUCGCCAUGCUGGCCUUAGACAGUCCUGAAAGUGGCUGGACAGAGGAAGAUGGCCCGAAGGAAGGACUUGCAGAAUACAUUGUUGAGUUUCUGAAGAAGAAAGCUGAGAUGCUUGCAGACUAUUUCUCUGUGGAAAUCGAUGAGGAAGGGAACCUGAUUGGAUUACCUCUUCUGAUUGAUAGCUAUGUACCACCUUUGGAGGGACUGCCUAUCUUCAUUCUUCGACUGGCCACUGAGGUGAACUGGGAUGAAGAAAAGGCGUGUUUUGAAAGUCUCAGUAAGGAAUGUGCUAUGUUUUACUCCAUUCGGAAGCAGUAUAUACUGGAGGAGUCAACCCUCUCAGGCCAGCAGAGUGACAUGCCUGGCUCCACUUCAAAGCCCUGGAAGUGGACUGUGGAACACAUUAUCUAUAAAGCCUUCCGCUCACACCUUCUACCUCCGAAGCAUUUCACAGAAGAUGGCAAUGUCCUGCAGCUUGCCAACCUGCCAGAUCUAUACAAAGUCUUUGAGAGGUGUUAAAUACAAUCAUAGUCACCAUAGAGACUGCAUGGCCAUCCAAGGUGAAGCCAUAGAACAGGACACUUGGUUUCCAGUACUCACUCUGCUCUUGCUCUGUAUCCCAUUGUUGGUGCUACAACUUAAUGCACUUCACCUGUGGAUUGGCUGCAAAUAAACUCACAUGUGUUGAUAUGAUUUCAUAUAACUGCACAUUGGAAAA